AUGUUAACUGUAAUUAGUGAACCAAGAUUAACGGUAACAAAAUAUUACAACUUUCGGUGUAAUGAAAAUACACGUUCUAUUGAAAAUUUUUUCAAGGUUAUCCCGGCAUCUAAAUGGUCUUUGGAAGCUUAUACAAACUAUAUUCUUGAACAAUCUGAUCUUACAAUCAACUUUGAACAAGUACUCACCAAUUUCAUGGAAAGUCUGGACCAGAUAAAUCAGCUCUUUGUUGUUCCUUUAUCUGUUCGGUCAAUUUGUCAAAAUUAUAUUGAUUGGCUAAAGACGUUGACAGGUAGGUAUGUUAUCGAAGCAUGUCGUAAGUUCUUUGAUGCUAAAGUAUUGCUGAAAAAGAAGGUUGACAUGAAAGCUGUUGUUGAGGAAACAAUCAAUGUUACUUCUCAUACAGAAGCAUUCGAAUCUUAUUUACAACCUUCUUUUCUCUCAAACAUUGAGUCUUCACUAUUUGAAUCCGAAACUCCAUCACCACAAUCACCCUUUGGUUCAAUAUCUGUAAUAAGAACACCUAAUAAACGACCAUUUGAAAAUCCAGAAGUAAAGAAGUACUGUCAAGAUUCUACUGUUAUUUGUGCAUUUGGAAUGAAGCAAAAAGACCUUGAAGCAGAAAUUGGUAAAGAAUUGACCCAGGAGGUGCUUUCAACAUGCAAAUUUAACCCUCUUCUAUGGACAUCAAAAUUGGAAGAAUACAUUGACAGUGCACUCAAGGCUGAGUCAGCACCAAAUAACUGGAGAUGGUGUGAAAUAUUUGAUGCAAGAGAGAAUGCGAGUCAUAUAUAUUUAGCAUCACCUCCUACUAAUGAUACUUAUGCAGAUGAUGAAGAGGAUUAG
Messenger RNA from Entrophospora sp. SA101, 846 nucleotides. The record is from the annotation of a GenBank genome assembly. NCBI's taxonomy places the organism in Eukaryota, Fungi, Glomeromycota, Glomeromycetes, Entrophosporales, Entrophosporaceae.